Oncorhynchus kisutch (coho salmon) is the source of this 3084-nucleotide messenger RNA. Its product is annotated as zinc finger protein 239-like. The transcript has 2 exons. The record is from RefSeq and is a predicted model, not a curated record. The coding region runs from base 218 to 1177 and encodes 319 amino acids. Gene Ontology annotation, cellular component: nucleus. Gene Ontology annotation, biological process: regulation of transcription by RNA polymerase II. Gene Ontology annotation, molecular function: DNA-binding transcription factor activity, RNA polymerase II-specific. Lineage: Eukaryota; Metazoa; Chordata; Actinopteri; Salmoniformes; Salmonidae.
CCUGCAGCCACCUCGGUAGCUCGCUAGACAACAAAGUCGGAACAUUCAAUAUCUUUAGACAAUUUCGUGGUUUAUUUGCCACUAUGAUUUAAACAUACUUAUGUGGAAACAACUAGCUACCUCAUUUAAUUUUAUAUUUACGUUGUAAGUCAACUAGCUGGCUGGUUAACUUUGCACUAGUCUAGUCGCUAAUGCUAAUUAGCUAUUAUCCACGACCAUGAGUUCACUAAGCUUCUCUCCUGAUAAAGAAGAGGACGUCUGCUGGACGGAGAAAGAAGCUUUCGUCAAAGAGGAGGAGGAAGAGGAGGCUGUUACAAUACAAAAUCAAGUAGAGGGUGAGGCUGUUACCGUGAAAGAAGAAGAGAAAGAUGCGUUCAGAGUGAAAGAGGAGGAGGAUGUUACAGUAAAAGAAGAGGAGGAAGCCGUUUUUGGAGUGGAGGAGGUUACUGUGACAGUGAAAGAAGAUGACCACGUUUUUUUAAUGAAGGAUGAAGAGGGGGAGAUUACUGUCACAUUAGAGGAGGACGAAGAAGAGAAGACUGGAGUUCUGAUUAACACCAGUAAAUACAGAGAGAGACCAGACCCUCCUUCUGACAGCAGGAAGAGUCCUUCAGGGGAACCAGACCCUGAGACGUCUAAACCAGCAGGACGACAUCACUGCUCCCAGUGUGGAAAGAGUUUUACUCAGUUAGGGAGCCUGAAAACACAUAAUAGAAUACACACAGAAGAGAAGCCUUACCACUGCUCCUUGUGCGGAAAGAGUUUUAGGUGGUUAGGGAGCGUCGAAAGGCAUGAGAGGACGCACACAGGAGAAAAGCCUUUCCAAUGUUCCCAUUGUGGAAAGAGUUGUACCCAGUUAGGGAGCCUGAAGGAGCACGAGAGAAUACACACAGGAGAAAAGCCUUACCAAUGUUCCCAUUGUGGAAAGCAUUUUGCCCAGUUAGGAAACCUGAACCAGCAUGAGAGGACACACACAGGAAAAAAUACGUACCACUGCUCCCACUGUGGAAAGAGAUUUACCCGGUUAAGGUACCAGAAAGAGCAUGAAAGAAUACAUACAAAUACACAGGAGGAGAAGACAUACCACUGCUCUCAUUGUGGAAAGACAUUUCCCCAGUCAGAGGACCUGAAAUCACACGAGAGAAUCGAGAGGCUGUGUUCUGACUUGUGUUUUUGACUGAGAAUGUGUGUUUUUGUUUGGGCUGUCAGACUUAACUUUGUGUAAUGUUAGUGCACUAUUUUUUAAUUGCGAUUAAUCCAUUGUCUGAAAGCUGUGAAAAUACACUGAAAGCAUCCAAAAUGCCUACUAUAUACCGCUAAAAUCUACAAUGCCAUGUAAAAACAAGAUGACAUGGAGGUUAAAUAAAGUGUGCUUUAUCAAUGUAACAUUUUGUGACCCGUCCACUGUGGGGCUCUGUAGAGUCAUAAUAUCCAUAACAACUACAGGUCAAACAGGGAAAUGGUUCCAAUCCUUUUUCCACCAUUCAUUUUUCCCAUAGGGCUGUGUUUUGUUUAGGCUCACCCUGGUGUGAUGUUUUGAUAACCAUGUAAAUCUCUCUAGGACAAGGUGACUGAGGGCACACCGUGUGUUGUGAAUGUAUUGUAAUGUUUUUAAUAUUGUAUAACUGCCUUUAUUUUGCUGGACCCUGGGUGGGUAUAAUUUGUGGAACGUUCCAAUAGGAAUCCGUUCCAAAAACUUCGUAAAUAACAAGGUUGCCAACAAACAACGCAUACAGAGUCGUAUAACAGUAGAAUGAGAUACCGGGUAGGGGGUGAGCUAUGUAAAUUACGUUUUUCACUCACCACGUUUAUUCGGAAAAAAUGUAUCUUCGUUCUAGUAGCCUCCACCAUUUCUCAUUCGUUGGUUUAGUUAUUAUUUCCGGUGUUCCUGCAUUUGCCGGGUGAUUGUUGGAAUCGCUGUGGUUGAAAUGUAACUGAUGACCGCAAGCCCCAGUAUUUUAUUAGCUAGGUGGCUUGUACACAAUUGUUACCGAUGAUAUAUAUAUACCUACUCGUACUACGGAAAUAUACAUUGUAUUUUGCCAAGUUCUCUCUGUGUUAAUCCUGUUUCCCAAAUAUAGCAGGUAACUUGUGUCGAUGUUGUUGAGUUCAUCUUGCCUAGUUAAAUAAAGAUGAAAUAAAUUAGAACAUUUAAGAUAUAUAAUUUGACCUAUUUCAGGUAACCCCAAGAUGCUUGAUUCACUACAGCUGUUUUUGAAUAACUUUCCAGACGUUUUUGCUUUACAUUCCGACUUUUGAACGUCUGUUUAUUGGACAUGUAUAUUAGUGUCUAAUAAGAAAGAGCAACUUAUGGAAAACAUCCCAUCUGGUUAAGGUUAAAGUGUGUGUGUGUGUGUGUGUGUGUGUGUGUGUGUGUGUGUGUGUGUGUGUGUGUGUGUGUGUGUGUGUGUGUGUGUGUGUGUGUGUGUGUGCGUGUAUAUAUGUGUGUAGUGUAGGUCCACUAGGUGUCAGCACAGCUUCAAUAAUGUUCAGGUUCACAACAUGUUUUCAUGUGUAACAAAUCAAAUUGUAUUUGUCACAUGCGCCGAAUACUACAUGUGUAGACCUUACAGUGAAAUGCUGAAAUUAAGCCCUUAACCAACAAUUUAGUUGUAAGAAAAAUGUGUUAAGUAAAAAAUAAGAAAUAAAAGUAACAAAUAAUUAAAGAUCAGCAGUACAAAAAAAAUAGCAAGGCUAUAUACAUGGGGUACCGGUGUUCCUUUCAAGUCCAGUGGUGUAAAUUACUUAACAAAAAUGUAUUUAAAGUACUCCACUACAUUCUGUUUAUAUCUGUUGUUUUUGUAUCUGUACUUUUACUCUUUCUGUUUCUUUACAACAUUAAAUUUUACUUCGCCACAUUUUUUAAAGAAUAUAAUAUUAUUUUUUACUCCAUACAGUUUCCCUGGCACCCAAAAGUACUUUUUGCAUUUUGAAUGCUAAGCCGGACAGGAAAAUGGUCCAAUUCACACACUUAUCAAGAGAACAUCCCUACUGCCUCUGAUCUAGCGGACUCACUAAACACAUGCUUUGUUUGUAAAUUGUCAGUGUUCCCAUGGCUAUUUCUUAAAUAAAAAUACAAGAGAA